AUGGGUCUUGAUUUUACCAUUUAUGAGCCAUUAAAUUCUUCAAUUGACACUUCAUUAUGUAUUCCAUCAAAAUGUCCAAUGAUUGAAGACUACAGAAAACUUCACAAAGAUGAAAUUACAAGCGAUGUUAUUAUUAAUGUACGUGAUGAAAAAUUCAAAGCUCAUAAAGUUUGUCUGAUAGCACCAAGUCCUGUUCUCGCAACAAUGUUUUCGCAUGAAAUGAUGGAGAAGAAAACAAAUAAAAUUGAUAUCAUUGAUCUUAGCCCAACUACAUUUGAAAAAGUUUUAGAAUAUAUUUACACAGACGAAGUUACCGAUCUAGAUCAUCAUGCUGAAGAUCUACUAGGAGCUGCUGACAAGUACCAAAUUCAAUCAUUGAAGGAUGUAUGUCAAGAAUCGAUCUGUAAAACUCUAACCCAAGAAAAUGCUUUUAAAAUAUUAGUCUUAGCUGAUCUUCACAACGCUGAUCAGUUAUUAAAAUUUACGACUAAUUUUAUAUCAGUAAAUAUGAAUAACUUUAUUGAAAGUCAAGAGUUUUUAGACUUCAAAGAAGAAAAUCCUGUUUUAGCAUCUGAUUUUUUGACACGUUUUGUGGUAUCUCUUAAUAAUUUAAUAAGCUAA
Cotesia congregata is the source of this 621-nucleotide messenger RNA. The record is from the annotation of a GenBank genome assembly. Lineage: Eukaryota; Metazoa; Arthropoda; Insecta; Hymenoptera; Braconidae.